GUCUGACUUUGUACCCUAUAUUAAAAUGUUUCCCACAAGCAAAGUAUUGAAAAAGUCCAGCUUUGACUGUAUUCCUGAUCACCCACUCAAUUCAGAUUUGGUAAAAAAAUUGAAGUCUGCUCUGGACACCGGGAAUGAGAAGACAGUGAUGGAUCUGAUUUGUGCCGAAGUUAAGCAUGUGAAUGCCACCAUAGAACUAUCGAACGAUGACUGGAUGAAGGAACCUUCAGCUCAGCUGCACCCUUUGGUGCUAGUAGGAGACCUGAGAAAUCUCCAGGUCCUGAUUGAUAAAUACUAUGAAGAUGUGAAUGUGGUUUUUGAGAUCAAUAAAGAUGAGCUGGAAUGGCAAGUGAAAAGCCAGGCCUCUUUUGGACUGUCAGGCUUGUGGUCCCUAGAGUACAAAAGGGAGUUGACCACCCCACUGUGUAUUGCUGCCAACCAUGGGCACACAACCUGCCUACGUCACCUGCUCUUUUGGAGGGCAGACCCCAACUUGGCUCCAGGAGGCCUGAGUGCUCUGCAUGAGGCCUGUGCAGGGGGCCACACAGACUGCGUGGAGCUGCUACUGGAGCACAAAGCCAACCCCAACCUCCUGAGUGAUGAAGGCUUGGCACCACUUCACCUGUGCACCAAACAGAACACACUGGGAUGUGCCAAGCUUCUAGUGAAAUAUGGUGCUAAGGUUGAUCUGCCAAGUGAAGACACCCAAGAAACACCACUUCACAUAGCAGCUAAGCACGGGCUUUAUGAGCAUGCCCACUUGUACUUGAGGUACGGCGCUAAUGUGGAUAAGAAGAACAGUCAGGAAGAAACAGCACUCAGUGUGACUUGUGGACAAGGAAAAAAUGUUGCAGACCAAGAAAUCUACUUACAGAUGUGCAGAUUGCUGAUUAUGUAUGGAGCAGAUGUAAAUACCACAGAUGAAGAACAGAAAACCCCGCUCCACAAAGCCUGCAAAAAUGCUAAUUACAGCUUGGUCCAGUUUUUGCUGCAGACUAAAGCAGAUGUGAAUGCUAUAGACUACAACGGAUCCUCCCCAAUGGCUUGUGUCCUGCACACUGCAGCAUUCAAGCAGGAGCUGAGGCCACAUCUCACAGUGCAGACACUGCUCAACUAUGGCUCCCAAAAAAUAUGGCCUACAGCCUUUGUAAAGGUAUUGAGGUCAUGUGCAUCUGUGCCAGAGAUCAUCGAAAUCCUCUUCAACUCCUACUCUCAGAUUCCCAUCCCUGAGAAAUGGAUUGAAGCUAUCCCAGAGGAAAUAUUUCAGAGGCACCUCACUUUCUAUGAAUCUGUCUUUAAGCUGUCAUGCAGAGCCCGGUGUCUGCAACAUCUGUGCCGCUUCGCCAUUCGGAAGAAGUUUGGCCACCAGUGCCACUCCCUUAUCCCUUUACUACCGGUGCCCAAAUCUCUACAAAACUACCUGCUGUUAGAACCUGAAGGAAUACUGCUUUGAAAAGCCGAUAAGAACCAAAUUAAAAUCUUCCUGAAGUCUU
This is a messenger RNA of Gavialis gangeticus (Gharial), 1493 nucleotides long. RefSeq names its product ankyrin repeat and SOCS box containing 18 (gene ASB18). Gene Ontology annotation, molecular function: protein binding. NCBI's taxonomy places the organism in Eukaryota, Metazoa, Chordata, Crocodylia, Gavialidae. The record is from RefSeq and is a predicted model, not a curated record. The transcript has 6 exons. Gene Ontology annotation, biological process: intracellular signal transduction; positive regulation of protein catabolic process; protein ubiquitination. Bases 26 to 1453 code for a protein of 475 amino acids.